Molecule: messenger RNA, 1991 nt
Organism: Dermatophagoides pteronyssinus (European house dust mite)
Lineage: Eukaryota; Metazoa; Arthropoda; Arachnida; Sarcoptiformes; Pyroglyphidae
Gene: Ttd14
Product: TRPL translocation defect 14
Biological process (GO): photoreceptor cell maintenance
Molecular function (GO): GTP binding; phosphatidic acid binding; phosphatidylinositol binding
Source: RefSeq, a predicted model, not a curated record
UUUAUUUGUUUGUUUGUUUUUCUGUCUGUCGGCUAUUUGUUUUGGAUUGAUUAUCACAAAUCAAUUAUCGAUUACACUAUCAAUUAACCAGAUUUUUGUUUCAAUUUAACAUUGUUAUUUCUGAUUUGUUCGUCAAAUUUUUUUGUUCUGUUUUGCAUAUUGUCCUAUAAAUUAUCAUUCAAAAUUUUAAUCAAUCAAAUCAAAAUAACCGGUUCAACAGAAAUGAAGAAUAAUAAAAUGAAUUUAAAUACAAAUCCGAUGGAAGGUAAUCCAACUACCGAUGGUAGUGGACGUAUUGAAUCAUUAAUGUUGGAUCCAUUACAAACAUCAUCACCUCCAUCACCACCACCUUUAUCAAUGAUUAAUCAGACAAUCACAUCAAAUGGAAAUAGCCACAGUAUUAUCAAUCAUAAUACUUGUGAUCAUCCAAAUUCCGAUCAUAUUGUCUAUCGAUUAGCUUUGACUGGUGGUCCUUGCAGUGGUAAAACAACUGGUCAGGCAAGAAUAUCGACAUUUUUUGAAAAUCUUGGUUGGAAGGUUUAUCGUGUACCAGAAACGGCUACCACUUUAUUCAGUGGCGGUAUCCGUUUUCCUGAAUUGAAUAAAGAUGAAGCGGAUAAAUUCCAAGAAAAUCUUAUAAAAGUCAUGAUCUCGAUCGAGCGAACAUUUUUUACAUUAGCUCAGACUUGUAAACGUAAUUGUCUUAUCAUUUGUGAUCGCGGUGUAAUGGAUGCUACAGCAUACAUGUCUGAUGAAUGUUGGCAACGAUUUUUACGUGCAAAUAAAUGGAACACUGUUGAUCUGCGUGAUAAUCGUUAUAAUCAGGUGAUCCAUUUGGUUACAUCUGCUGAUGGUGCUGAAGAAUACUAUAAUAUUGAAGGCAAUCCUGUACGUACUGAAGGUCUUGAAUUAGCUAGAGAAAUGGAUCGAAAAACAAUGGAAGCCUGGGUUGGCCAUCCAUAUAUGGAUGUUAUUGAUAAUUCGACCGAUUUUGAUACAAAAAUGAGGCGAAUGAUUUCGGCUUUGUGUCGUCGUAUAGGAAUUGAAGCAAGCGAUCGUUUGCAAGAUGAAUCACAUAAAAUUAAAUUUCUGGUCAAUGGACCACCACCGUCGCCAUCAUCGAUAUCAAUGCCACCUUAUCAAGAUUUUGAUGUUGUGCAUGAUUACUUGAUCACAUCAAAUCCGAAGAUUCAAUCACGUAUACGGAAACGUGGCCAAAAUGGAAAUUGGAGCUAUCAACAAACAGUCCGUCGAUCGGAUGCUGGAUCCCAAAUGGUUGAAUUGCGUAGGCAAAUUACUCAUCGUGAUUAUGUGACAUUAUUGGCACAACGUGAUGAUAAUCAUCAUACUAUUUACAAAACACGCCGUUGUUUCCUUUGGCAGCAGACCUAUUUUCAGAUGGACAUUUAUCAAGCUCCACGUAACGGUCUCAUACUAUUAGAAGCAUAUACAACAUUGAGUGGUCAAGCGCUUAAAGCUAAAUUGCCAGCAUUUUUGAAUAUUGUACGUGAAGUGACUGAUGAUCCAGAAUAUUCUAUGUUUGAAUUGUCUCGUCGUUUGGAAUCACCAACCAGAUUAGGUAUUGGCGGUGUUCGGCAACUUUCUGGCAGUCAUCGUGGAUCGAUUUCAUCUAGUGAUGAAUCUGCAAAUGAAAAUGUCACAAAAACAAAUCGUACUAAUAGUGAUGGUCGAAAUGGAAAAAAAUCACGGCGUAAAUUAAGUGCAUUAUUACGUGAGUCAGGCGAUGUAUUAACAUCACCAUCACAAACAAUAACAAAAGAAAAUGGUCAAAUCGACUUAAAAUCGGGGAUUAAUGAUAACAAUGUCAAUAACGUUAAUAAUGAUCCGGAAAAUUUAAAAGGAAAUGAUGAUAAUAAUAAUAGUAUAUGCAAAUCGAAAAUAUCAGCAACGACCGAUAUAUCAAAUAAUGUGAAAAUGAACACAACCAAUGGACAUUAUUGAUUUUUCAGAAACCUAUGAAUGAUCUUCAU